Molecule: messenger RNA, 751 nt
Organism: Suillus plorans
Lineage: Eukaryota; Fungi; Basidiomycota; Agaricomycetes; Boletales; Suillaceae
Exons: 4
Coding region: 147-656 (169 amino acids)
Source: RefSeq, a predicted model, not a curated record
AGUUUCACAAAUCCCGGAGGGACCCUAAGGAUGAGGUACUGCGUAUCACGCAACCUAUCCAGGGUAUCAUGCCACAGUCGACGACAUCUCAUUAGUGUGACGUGUUAACUGUGUGUCUAAUCGAGAGAUGACACUUACAAAAACAUAUGUAUUCUAAAGUUAUCUCAUCUUCGAAGGGCGGCGCGUCUACAACAGCUGGCGGGAACAGCGGACUGGUGAAGGGACUUUGUUUACUGUUCAUUGUAUGGUCAUGUUUAUUGGUUUUGCGAGUACAAUGUACAAUUGGGCAUAACUUUAUCGUUCAAUGUUCAGCCACAAUGAUGAAGCUGCGAGUAACUUUUAUAAUGCGAUUGGUACGUGGACAAUCUUCCUGCGUGCAGAGUCGUCAGACCUUAGAAACAGUGACGGCAUCUUUUUGGUCUUUCAAAAGUUGGACAAUCGUAUCGAUACAUCCGCUAUAUCCAAUUGCAAUCUACUACUCCCGUUUAGAACAACUCGCCAAGAAAACAGGAGUGUUAAGACGAGCGAAGAGGCUGGCAAGCUUUUAUUCACGAGGCGUGAUGACUCAAGGUUCAAACUUACAGCUUGAAGGAGUGCCGACUCAUUCGGUGUUCAUUCUGUAUGGUGCACGAAUCAGAUCAGGGAUUCCAUCCUAAUAGAUGACACCGCGGACACUGCUUAUGACCUCAACCGUGACAGUACAGCCUGAGAAUGCACUCACACCAUCAUCAUCACGGGGCUAUCCAUAACA